AUGCCGUACCUUAUUGAAUGCAAUGAAUGGCGUCUCCUGCAGACCCUGGGGCCGUUGAUCAACCAGAGAAAGUCGCGAUUCAACGUCCACCUGCUCAACAGCCUCGAUUCGAGGCCUGAAACCCACGGCACUCGCCUCCCAAACCUCACAGCCGAACGCUUUGAGGUGGAGGUGCGGCUCAUCUUUCUUCUACCAAAGGACUGCUUCCGUGCCCUGUCCACGACCGAGUUCGACGAGUGUGAAAAGAGGCUAAAAGGCGUAUGCGAGCUCCUGGACCGGAUUGUGCACCCGCGACAUGGAGACAGCCAGAUCCAUGCCGCGGAGAACAAAGCCGGCUACUCACGCCUCCGCUCGCUUAUCCGGUUGCUGGAGCAUUCCGAAUCUGACGAGACGAUCGACUUGACAAGCGGCUCACGGCCAACAUUGUUCAAGCCACCUGACGACCCGGCUGACCUGGAGGUAAGCCUGGCAUUGGUCGCUGACUACAACAACUCGCUUGCUCGGCUCUUUACAUCUCUGGCUCGGGAAGGUAGGGUUCGUCCCAUAUCGAAGAAGAUUCGGAGAAAGACUUGGAAGGACCCAAGGCUACGCCGCCGAGCAACCUCCGCGCUCGGGGCAAUCUUCGAACGCCUCGGAUGCGGGAUGGGCCACGAAGUGAUGUUGAACGUCUCGGAAGACGCCGACGACGGCGCGGCCGUUCCCAGCUUGGACCUCAGGCUGUCUUCUUGUACGGACUCGACCCCCUGCCUGGACGCCCAAUGGCUACAAGUGCGGUGUGGCUCUAUCGAUUCGAACUGGAACGCCUCUGUCGCAGAAAUUCAAAACAUAUGUCUCGACCUCGGGAAUCGUAUCGGCCGGGGCGAAGCAUUAAUCCUACUCCUCGAAAAGUAUGGGCUCUUCGGCGCGUGGACCCCCCUACAACUAGCACAGCCCUUCUCGGCGCCGCCAAAAGAGAACCUCGACAAGCUCAUCUCAAGCGGUGCUUUCAAACGACUAGACCUCCUCACCUUGACGAGGGGAUCUCUUCCGAUAAGAUAUAGCAUACGGGAAAAGAGGGCGUUGGCAGUCCGUCUCGGUUAUUGCCUGAUGGAUUUCUUUGACGCCGACCUAAGUUCCAAAAGUAUCUACUUCCUCAGUUCCACGAAGGCUUCUUGUUCCCGGACCCGGAGUGAGACGCUCUACUUGUCGUUCGCCUCCGGCCUGCCAGCCACAACCGAGUCCCACGUCUUUCGGAUUGGGCAUCCGACCCUCUUGUCGUUUGCCAAGCUCCUACUGGAGAUCGACUUUGGCCAAAGCAUCGACCUCAACAUCAGCUCUGAUGACGACAAGGCCAACCGAGUAAUAUGGGCCGAGCUGUGCAACGUGGUCGACCAGCUCGAGGAGGAGCGCAAUGACAGUUACCUUCAAGCUGUCAGGGGUUGCCUGAUGGCACAUAUUCAGAUUUCGAGAGCCUUGAGAAUGGGUAGCGCCGACGAAAGGGAUGCGGAGCUCACCAUCCGAAAGGAACUUUAUAGAGAAGUUGUCGAGAGGCUCGAAACUGCGCUCGCUGAAUCCACCCCUCGCGCCGGUAACAAACGCCAGCGGUCCAAGUCCCCGGAACCGACACCUCGAACGAAGUCCCGUUUCGGCAUUAGAGACGAGCGGCAAGAGCCUUCCAUCGAUGCGUCUGAUGUUCGUGCAAACGCUCUGUCAUGGCAGGCUCCUAUCCGGCCAAAUCCCGCCUGGGGGGGCAGGCCAGCGUCCAAGCGACCGCGGAUGCCCAACACCCCGGAAACCGAGAGCACAAGACCAAGUCGGCUUGGUCUAUCCAGCAGCAGUCUAUUACUGGAGUCCACCGAAUCCAACCCACGGUGGCAACCAGAGCGAGAAGCGUUAUUCCACAGUGCUAUCGUUCCCAAGAUGUGGCUGAGCGAACUCAUGAAAAUCAGCCGGCAGGUGGAGAGCAAGCGACGUAAGUGCCGAAUUGCGGCCCCGGUUCGAGUUGCCAUCCUGGACACGGGGCUCGAUUGGGACUUCCCCGUCUUCAGGGAAAGGAGUGGACUACUCAAAAGCGUCACGGACGUGAAGGAUUUUGUGACACCGAGCACACAGACCGUGACAGACGUCUUCGGCCACGGCACCUUCAUGGCGAGACUCAUCAUGGAGUGUGCCCCGGGUGUGGAAAUCCUAGUGGCUCGUAUCGCAGAAAACACAAACGAGCUCAAAAACAGUCAAGCAAACAUCAAGGAGGCAAUCCUCUGGGCCGGGCAGGCCGGCAAAGCAGACAUCAUCUCCAUGUCCUUCGGCUUCCCAAACGACGACCAAGGGAUACGCGAGGCCAUCGAGACGGUGCAGAAGGGGCGCGACGAAAACAUCAUAUUCCUCGCCAGCGCCGGAAACUCCUCUGCAGAGGACGAGAGCUUCCCAGCCCGCCAUCCUUCCGUCAUAUCCGUCUACGCGACGAACUGCCACGGGGUCUUUUUGCAGUCAAACUCGGCGAGCACGAGCAAUGGCGCCGCUGUGCUCGGCACAUACGGCGACGACAUCCCGGCCGCCAUCCGCGAGGAGUUCAGGACCACCUACCCGAAGGUUUGCGAACCUGGGUCGUCAGUCGCCACUGCCAUAAUGGCGGGGAUCAGCGCCACCAUGCUUGCGUAUGCCUCCGUUCUGCCUUCGCUAGUCCCGCUUCAGGAGGUGACGGUUCUCCAGCGCCUGUGGACAACCAAGGGCAUGGAGGCGGUGCUGUAUCGGCUAGCGCCAGAGGAUCGCGACCGCCCGCGGCUCAGGGCCGUCAAGCCGAUGUGGUUCUGGAAGAAUAGGCCAGAUGAUCACAUGCGGUACUGCGCUAUUUGCGAUGUGUUGUCGGACAUCGACAGGAGGUUCCCGAGGCUGAGGGGGACGGGUUGA
Gaeumannomyces tritici R3-111a-1 is the source of this 2886-nucleotide messenger RNA. RefSeq lists its product as hypothetical. Gene Ontology annotation, molecular function: serine-type endopeptidase activity. Gene Ontology annotation, biological process: proteolysis. The transcript is spliced from 3 exons. The coding region runs from base 1 to 2886 and encodes 961 amino acids. The record is from RefSeq and is a predicted model, not a curated record. NCBI's taxonomy places the organism in Eukaryota, Fungi, Ascomycota, Sordariomycetes, Magnaporthales, Magnaporthaceae.